UCAUCUGUGGCAUCUCCUUCAGUGUCAUGGAGAAGAAAACACGUUACGAUUCUUUUCUGGAUCGAAGUAAACGCAUCAUGUGGCAGGACGACUAUUAUAUGGAUCUCCAGUCCUCCAGUUCCUCUCAGGCUUCUCAGUUGGACACAGAAGACAGCAAUUGGAUCCAGCAGCAUCAGGAGCAGCUCUGUCGCUUCAUCACUUGCUGUUUCCUGGAGCAAAUUCUGAGCCACUUGAAGAGGGUGAAUGUGCUGAGUUCAUGUGAGGAGACCAGGAUACAGAGAGUGGGCCAGCUGCAUGAACAGGUUACCACACUGAUAGCCAUUAUCUCAGGGAAGGACUCUUCUGCCUGGAACAUGCUGCGCGACUUUGUGGAGAAGUCCCACUCACAGGAAGCCCAGCUCAUCAUCAGUUACGAUCUCCUGGUGCAGGAGCAUAAAGCAGUGCUACUGAGGAUCAGUGAGGAACACAGAGACAAAGUGAACCUGUUGUCCCAAUCCCUGCUGCUAGUGGAGGGGCUGUCUGACCUGCAGCAGAAAGAGCAUGACCUGAUGCAGGUGCAGGUCACAUGGGGAACUCAGGGGAGUCCUGUGAGAGAGCUGAAUCUCACAGCUCUCCUGGAGCCCCUGACCCGAGCCAGUGUGCCCCCUCGAGUUUCACUUACAGUCGGGGUGGCUGGAGUUGGAAAGACUACCUGGGUCAGACACUUGGUUAAACUGUGGAGCCAAGGAGCUGUUUGUCCUGACAUAAGCUUUGUACUGCCUCUUAGCUUCUGUGAGCUGAACUCCCUGGAGAAGUUGUCUGUUGAGAGGCUUCUGAAGCUCGCCUUUCCUCACCUGUCUGACCCCAGUCUGGUGCUGAGCAGCCACUGCAGGACUCUGCUCAUCCUGGAUGGCCUGGACCACUUCAGAGGCACAUUGAAUUUCUCGGAGGCUGCUCCCUGCAAUGACCCAAAGAAAGAGGUGUCUGUGGAAGAGCUAUUCACAAACAUCAUCAGGGGAAACCUGCUUCCUCAUGUGACAGUGUGGGUGACUUCCAGACCCGGAGCAGCCUCGCUAAUCCCAGGAGGAUUAAUUGACCGGAUAACUGAAAUCCCAGGUUUUAGUCAAAAGGAUAUUAAAUUAUUUUUAAACCAUUUCUUCUCUGAAAAUGACUAUAACAAUAUGAUCUGGGCCCACUUAGAAGCCCAUAAGGCUCUAAUGGCUCUGUGCUACAUACCAGCCAUUUCCUGGAUAGUGGCUGAUACUCUGAAGUUUAUCAUACAGAGCAGCUCUCAGUCACAUCUGCCUAAGACAUGUACAGAGCUGUUUGCACAUUUUUGCCUGAUGAAGGCAGAGGCAGGAGAACCACGAGGCCGAGAGCCUGUGAAGACUGAGCUUCUCCAUGGAACUAACCGUAAACUGUUAUGGAGUCUAGGGCGGCUGGCCUUUUAUGCUCUCCUCAGGCACAAGGACACAUUCACUGAGCAGGAAUUCCGGGCCUAUGGAAUAGACCAGGCUUUACUGCAGUGCAGUCUGGGGACGGGGGUCCUUACGCGGCAGGAGUCACUCAUCUCCGCUGUGUACUGCUUUACUCAUUUAAGCAUACAAGAAUUUUUUGCUGCUAUCUUCUACUAUGUUUCCUCCAAGCGGGCCAUCUUUGACCUGUUCUCUGAAAGCACCGUGUCCUGGCCAAAGAUUGGCUUUCAGAACCACUUCAAAAAUGCUUUCCAGUACUCCCAGCAGGCGGUUAGUGGCCACUUUGAUGUGUUUGUGCGCUUCCUUUCUGGUCUCCUCAACCCUCACGUGCACAAACCGCUUUGUGCUCUUGUGGCCCUCUGGAAGGACGAUGGUAGUCAGAAGUCCUGGGCAGCAGGGUUUCUACACAGUUUGCUGUCCAGCGGUGGGUCUGUGGUGUCCCUACGCUCAGUGAACCUGGUCUAUUGUCUCCAUGAACUGCAGCACCUGGAGCUGCUGCGGAGUGUGGAGGAGGACCUGCGCCUGGGCAGCCUGUCAAGGAAAAUGUCCCGGGCCCAGUGUGUAGUGCUGAGCUACCUGUUGCAGGUGUCUCCAGAGUGCAGCCAACAGACCAAUCUGACCAACUGUCUCAACUCUAACACUGUCCAGUGCCUGCUGCCUCAGCUCCUCUACUGCAGCCAUCUACAGUUAGAGAAUAAUCAAUUUAAAGAUGAUGUUAUGGAACUUCUGGGCAGCCUUCUGAGUGCUAAAGACUGUCACAUAAGGAAAAUUAGCUUAGCUGAUAACUCCAUCAGCAACAAAGGAGCCAAGUCCCUCAGUCGUGCUCUUAUGGUCAACCGUACUCUAACAUCUCUCAAUCUAAGAAGCAAUCACAUUGGCUCUAAAGGUGUGAAGUUGCUGGCUGAAGCACUGAAAAUGAACCAAGCCCUUGUGUCAGUUAACCUCCAGAAUAAUGGAAUAGAUGAAGAGGGGGCUCAGGCAGCUGCUGAAAUAUUGAAGUGCAAUCGCAAACUAGUCUCUCUAAAUCUACGCAAGAACUUGAUUGGAGCAGAUGGGGUUAAAAAGAUUGCUGAGGCACUGAAGACCAAUCAGACCCUCAAAAAACUAGUUCUUUGUAGUAAUCAGCUUGGUGAUAAAGGAACAGUAGCUCUGGCGGGGGCAUUGACAACUAACCACACACUGCUUAGUUUACAACUUCAGAGCAAUUCAAUAAGCAACAAAGGGAUGACAGCUUUAACUGAGGCACUGCGAGUGAACCAUGGCCUUGUGUCCUUAAAUUUAAGGGAGAACUCCAUCGGUGUGGAGGGUGCAAAGGCCAUGGCCCAGGCCCUGUAUAAGAACAGCACACUUCAGGAGCUUGAUCUCACUGCAAACCUGUUGCACGAUGAAGGAGUCCAAGCUAUAGCUGGUGCCAUUAAGUUCAAUCAGUCUCUCAUAUCUUUGAAUCUUCAGUGGAAUUUCGUAAAAUCUCCUGCAACCAAGGCCCUGGCUCAGGCUCUGCUCUGCAACACAACAAUGCAGCUUUUAGAUCUACAAGAAAAUGCUAUUGGAAAUGAAGGUAUUGUGUCUCUUGCUGAAGCCCUCAAAAGUAAUGCAAGUCUUCAAACGUUAUGUCUCCAGGGAGUGUCUGCAGGUACAUCAGGGGCUAUUGCACUGGCUGAGUCACUAACAACCAACAAGACGCUUCAAACACUGGAUUUACGUGGGAACACUGUUGGUAUAGAAGGAGCAAAGGCUUUAGCUAAUGCUUUGAAAAUCAAUAGGAGUCUCAAGUCUUUGAAUCUGCAGGAAAACUCUCUCGGCAUGGAUGGAGCCAUAUUUAUUGCAACAGCUUUGAAAGGAAACCACCAAUUGUCAUAUAUCAACCUGCAGGGGAAUGGCAUUGGAGAGUCUGGAGCGAAGGUUAUUUCAGAUGCGAUUAGGUCCAGUGCUCCAGGAUGUGUUGUCCACAUCUAGCAAAGGAAGAGUAAUUUCAGGCAAAGUGUGACGGAAAUAAGUGUAGAUACUUUUAGCUGCUGCCAUGUGAUGUCUCUUUAUCAGAAGAACAUUCGGAGGCAGUAUUUGGUUUGAUUUUAUUGACUAUGUUUCGAGAGGUAUAUGUUGACAUUGUACAAAGCCUAUUUAUAGACAUAGACACGAGUGAUGAGUGUUUAAUGUAAU
Messenger RNA from Periophthalmus magnuspinnatus, 3614 nucleotides. It is a transcript of the gene nlrc3, whose product is annotated as NLR family, CARD domain containing 3. Gene Ontology annotation, cellular component: cytosol. The coding region runs from base 27 to 3410 and encodes 1127 amino acids. Gene Ontology annotation, biological process: negative regulation of canonical NF-kappaB signal transduction; regulation of apoptotic process. Lineage: Eukaryota; Metazoa; Chordata; Actinopteri; Gobiiformes; Gobiidae. Gene Ontology annotation, molecular function: protein binding. The record is from RefSeq and is a predicted model, not a curated record. The transcript is spliced from 18 exons.